ACCACAUCAAAGUGCAAGAUUAUUCAUACAAACUCAAACCAAAAAAAUCCCAUUUUUUGCUCAUUGUUUUAUUUCUUUUAGUACUCCUUUAAUCUACGACGAAAAUGGCAGGAAGGAAAAUGAUCAACAUUGCAGUUAUGGUUUGUUGCAUGUUGUUCUUGAUAAUAAGCAUGCAAGUUAACGUUGAAGCAGCUAGGAUGUUGAGUAGUACAGAGGAGGACUUUGCUGGGGCGAAUCAUUUGGAUACCUUCCCGAAUUCGGUGUACGAGAAGGCGAAGGAGACGAUGUCCUUUUGGCUCGAGCGGUUAGCUUCUGGUCCUAGCCCUAGAGGACCUGGUCAUUAAUUGAGAAAGCCAUGGAUAGAUAGAUUUAGUACGAUGCAAGAAAAGCAUGCAGCAUAUACAUAUAUGAUACUAGCAGUUAGAGAAAGCCCAAAAAGAAAAAAAAAGUUUUGGUUUCUUCCUCUGCCUUUUUAAUGACAUUCAUUGAUUCUUUCUUUUAUUGUGUAAGAUGGAAACGGAAUACACAUAUGUAUACAUGUAACUUUUAUGGAAAUAAGAACAUG
Messenger RNA from Oldenlandia corymbosa var. corymbosa, 565 nucleotides. The record is from the annotation of a GenBank genome assembly. NCBI's taxonomy places the organism in Eukaryota, Viridiplantae, Streptophyta, Magnoliopsida, Gentianales, Rubiaceae.